This is a messenger RNA of Vollenhovia emeryi, 3657 nucleotides long. RefSeq lists its product as uncharacterized. Lineage: Eukaryota; Metazoa; Arthropoda; Insecta; Hymenoptera; Formicidae. The coding region runs from base 1 to 3657 and encodes 1218 amino acids. The transcript has 2 exons. Gene Ontology annotation, molecular function: nucleic acid binding. The record is from RefSeq and is a predicted model, not a curated record. Gene Ontology annotation, biological process: DNA integration.
AUGGCCGGAAAGGUAACUGGAUUUCGAGGAAACACCACACUCACAAGCGAAGUGGUAACGGCAAUGAUUAAAUCGAAAACGUCAAAUUAUUCCGAGUCCUUAAAGUUUACAGUGAUUGACCAGAUUACUAGUAGAAUUCCAGACAAUCGAGUAGAAAUAUCCAAAUUGCGAUUACCUGAAUCCAUUUCCGUCUCCCAAUUAGCUGAUCCUACUUUCCACAUACCACAGAAGAUAGACUUGUUGUUGGGGACGUCCGUGUUUUGGAACAUUCUACGAGGAAGAAGAAUCCAGCUGAGCAAAGAUCAACCAAUCUUCCAGCAAACCAACUUGGGAUGGAUCAUAGGAGGAAACCUGACACCCAUAGGUACAACAUUUACUAACACUUGCUGUACCAUAACAAAUGAAGAUCUAAAUAGACGGAGCUUAACACCCGAGGAAGUAGCUUGUGAGAAGCAUUUCGAUGCAACGACGAAUCGAGAUGAAGAAGGAAGAUUCGUAGUAUCUCUGCCAAUAAAGGGAGAUAUCAAGAGAUUAGGAGAUUCCGAGUAUAAUGCCAGGAGAAGACUAAAAUCAAUGGAACGUAGAUUCGGGAACGACUCGGUAUUGCAUCUACGAUAUUUGGAGUUCAUGCGAGAAUACAGAACCAUGGGCCACAUGGAAUUGGUUCCCGAAGCCCAAGGGAAUCAAGAGGUCGUAAACUAUCUACCACAUCAUGGGGUAACAAGGGAGGAGAGCACUACCACCAAACUUAGGGUAGUGUUUGAUGCGUCGUGCCAAACGUCAUCAGGAGAAGCUUUAAACCAUUUGUUGAUGGUCGGACCUAAAAUACAACCCGAACUGGCAGAAACCCUGAUACGAUUCCGGCAACACAACUAUGUCCUAACCGCAGACAUAACGAAAAUGUUUCGCCAAAUCAAGAUUGCGAAAAGGGAUAGAGCGUUGCAAAGAAUCCUUUGGAGGGAAAAUCCUGAAGAUCCGGUCUGCUCGUACGAGUUAACAACAGUAACUUACGGAACAGCAUCGGCUCCAUACCAUGCACAAAAGUGUCUUCAGCGAUUAGCAAUAGAGAGUGCAGAAGUUUAUCCCGAGGCAGCGGCAGCAAUUCUCAGCGAAUUCUAUAUGGAUGACUGGCUCACCGGAAGUGAUUCGAAGCAGAAGCUGCAACAACUAAAAUGCGAGGUGAUGCAGAUCCUAGCGACAGCUGGGAUGGAACUACGGAAGUGGCACUCCAACGCUCAAGAACUACUAGCAAGCUCGGAAGCAGAACAGCCCCUUACGUCAAGUGAGGAAACGAAAACCCUAGGAAUUCGAUGGAAUUCAAGAGAAGAUACCUUUAAAUUCAAGGUGACGUUACCAAUGGGAACUUGCAGAUCAAAGCGCAGCAUUCUUUCAACUAUCGUGCAAAUCUACGAUCCAUUGGGCCUUAUAGGGCCAGUAGUAGUGAAAGCCAAACUAUUUAUGAGGAAACUAUGGAAACUAAAUGUGGGAUGGGACGAUAAAAUUCCCACCGACCUAUUGGCUGAGUGGAGUUCUUAUCAAGAGAGGCUUCACGCCAUGGAGGAGAUUCAAAUGCCACGUCAGGUAGUGAGCAAGGAAGCAAAGCAGGUAGAGAUGCACGGAUUCUGUGACGCUUCGCAGUCAGCCUAUGGUGCUUGUCUUUAUUUGUGUUCGACUGAUACAGAAGGAAAUAGAACAACCAGGUUGUUGAUAGCUAAAUCUCGCAUUGCUCCGCUAAAAGUUAUCUCCAUACCGAGAUUGGAGCUAUGUGGUGCAGUAUUACUGGCGAGACUCGCCUUUAAGGUAAGGAAGAUUAUUACACUUCCAAUUUCAAGGUACAACUACUGGAGUGAUUCAAGCAUCGUGGUGCACUGGGUCCAAGGCGACCCAGCGAGAUACAAGGUUUUUGUAGCAAAUCGUGUGUCAGAAAUCCAAGGUUUGACAUGUCAAAGGGAGUGGCGGCAUGUACCGACAGGAUCAAAUCCAGCAGACGUUCUUUCGCGGGGUAUAGACCCUCGGGAUUUACCUCGGGCGGAGAUGUGGUGGUCAGGACCCACAUGGCUAGCAGCAAGUCCAGACAAGAGGCCGAACGCGUUUAUAAGGGAAACCCCGGAGGAUCCAAAAGAGAAGAUAAAGGGAAACAUAUUCUUGACGAGGACGAGCGACGAGUAUGAGCUGUUUGAAAGAUUUUCUUCGUUGCCCAAGUUGCGACGAGUGGUCGCACAAUGUUAUAGAUUUAUGGAGAACUGCCGUAAUAACCGCAUGCAGCGUCGCAUUGGACCUUUGGAGGUGGAUGACUUAAUAAGGGCAAAUACAGCACUAGUCAAACUAGCGCAACGACAAGCUUUCGCCCUGGAGAUCGGAACAUUGGAAGGAAAGGAGAAGAGUAUUCCUCGUACCAGUCGCCUCUUGGCACUGAAUCCGUUUUUGGACAAGGAGAGAGUAUUGCGAGUUGGAGGACGACUGAAGAACGCCCUUCUAAGUUAUGAGCAGCGAUUUCCUACUAUCCUACCCUCAAAUCAUAUCCUUUCCACUCUACUCAUUAGGGAAACUCAUUACAAAAAUUUGCACGCAGGGCUUAAUACGAUAAGUGCGAUAAUUAGGGAAUCUUAUUGGAUUGUAUCCGCUAGGAGCGAAAUCCGUCGAGUAUUACGCAAAUGUAUAUUAUGUUUUCGCAAGACUCCACCGCGAUUAAAUCAGAUUAUGGGUAACUUACCUGCCACACGAGUGAAUCCCGGUCGUCCGUUUGCCCACACUGGAAUUGAUUAUGCCGGUCCAUUUACAAUUAGAAUCUCUCGUAAUAAGAAUGGAAAGGCUUAUUUAGCCGUAUUUGUAUGCAUGGCCACUAAGGCUGUUCAUUUGGAGGUCGUUUCGAACUUAUCUACAGCAGCAUUUCUUAACACUUUGAAACGAUUUAUCGCACGACGCGGAAAAAGUUGUAAUCUUUACUCGGACAAUGGGAGAAACUUCGUGGGAGCCAGAAACGAAUUGAAUGAUAUUGCAAGGUUUUUACAAUCUGAAUCUUUAAGAAACAAGGUGUUAGAUUUUACAGCCGAACAGUCCAUUAAAUGGACAUUCAUUCCUUCUUAUUCACUUCAUGUCGGAGGAUUGUGGGAAGCGGCUGUGAAAUCAGCAAAGUCUCAUUUGAAGACGGUUGUGGGUCAGAUUAGCUUAACUUUCGAAGAGUUAACUACAGUGUUUGCGCAAAUAGAAGCAAUACUUAAUUCACGACCUCUUACUCCUUUGUCAGGAGAUCCAGCGGACUUAAAUGCGUUAACUCCGGGACAUUUUUUGAUAGGUAGUUCAUUAACUGCGAUGCCGGAGCCCCAGCUAGCCGAGGUUCCGUUAAACAGACUAACUCGAUUUCAACUGAUAUCUAAAUUAGUACAGGGAUUUUGGAAGCGCUGGGCUCGAGAAUAUGUUACACAGCUACAGACCCGACAAAAAUGGAAGAAGUUACAGGAGCAUCCUCAUCUCAAGAUAGGCGCCCUUGUAAUGCUACGAGAUGACAAUGCUCCGCCCUUACAAUGGAGAUUAGGGCGUAUCACCGAGAUGUUCAAGGGAUCCGAUGGACUUAUUAGAACCUUAGAAAUUAAGACAUCGUUUGGCUUAACCAAACGCGCAAUACAGAAGAUCUGUAUCUUACCUUUGGAGGAAUAA